AUUACUAACAAGUUUCUGGUGAGUGUCGGCUAGGCGUCGAUUGAGAAAGUCAUAUCUAAGUCUAACUAAUAAAAAGCGAGGAGCGUGGAUAACCCAAUUAAACAUCUCUCUAUUCACAUGACCAAGUUUCUUUAGUAGAAAGAAGCAGAAUAGUCAAAAGUCAUCGGAAUGUUACAACUAUGGGAAACGAACUUGUCAACACAGAAAUUAAAACCCGCGGAAAUUCAAGCGUUUCUUCUGGUUUUUUAAAGAAUAUUAACAAGUCCAACAUUUAUGCUCCCCCAUCCUCUCUCUCUCUCUUGUUAUAAAAAGUAGUAUUCCACAUUCCUAAAGCCAAAAGUUUCAAGAAAAGAAAGACAGAAACUCGCAUCCCUCUUUUCCUAGUAUAAUCUAUGAAGAGCAACAAACGUGAAGAGUAUCAUCAAAGGGUGUUUAGUUGCUUUGACAAGACCCAACAGGGGAAGGUUUCUGUUUCCGCCAUCGAGAGAUGUGUGGAUGCUAUUAAGUCCGGGGAAAAGGCCGUACCAGAAGAAGACACGACCGAUUCACCACACACUGAUAAAUCCUUGGAACUCGAGGAAUUCGUGAAGCUGGUGGAACAAGGAGCAGAGGAAGACAAGGAGAGGGACUUGAAGCAGGCUUUCAACAUGAUGUUUGAAGAGAGUCUACAAGGCAUUACUCCUAAAAGUUUGAAGAGGAUGCUAAGUUUGUUGGGUGAGUCUAAAAGCCUUGAAGAAUGCGAGGUUAUGGUCUCGCAAUUUGAUAUUAAUAGGGAUGGAAUUAUUAGUUUCGAUGAGUUUAGGGUCAUGAUGCAAUAAUAAUAAUAUAUAUAUAACUUAGCAUUCAUCUCCU
Molecule: messenger RNA, 852 nt
Organism: Brassica oleracea var. oleracea
Lineage: Eukaryota; Viridiplantae; Streptophyta; Magnoliopsida; Brassicales; Brassicaceae
Product: probable calcium-binding protein CML40
Exons: 1
Coding region: 393-818 (141 amino acids)
Molecular function (GO): enzyme regulator activity; calcium ion binding
Source: RefSeq, a predicted model, not a curated record